Molecule: messenger RNA, 918 nt
Organism: Anthonomus grandis grandis
Lineage: Eukaryota; Metazoa; Arthropoda; Insecta; Coleoptera; Curculionidae
Product: phospholipase A2-like
Exons: 6
Coding region: 102-818 (238 amino acids)
Biological process (GO): phospholipid metabolic process; arachidonate secretion
Source: RefSeq, a predicted model, not a curated record
UAAUUUUUGAAUAAUGGAAUAAAACGCGCAUUACUUCAUAUCGCUUUUUGCCAGUAAGGUAAUAGUCAUUGUUGGCAGUACCUAAAAUUAACGACCUAAACAUGACAAAAAUGGUUAUAAUUUGUUGCUUUAUUUGUGUAUUAAAUUCAUCCUUUGGAGCUCCAAUCGAAAACGAGCCUGACUUAUACGAAUUAAAUAAAUCGCAUAGCACGCACCAUUCCAAGAGCAAGAGCGAGGGCGGCAGAUUGAAAUUAAUCAGACCAAUUAUAGCCUUAAUAAUUGAUAUUAUUAAAAUUUUGCUGGAGCCCUUAAAACUAGGGGCAAACACCGCAGGGGCUGGUGUUUCCUUGGCAAAACGGUUCUUACCGGAACCCAAGGGCCUGGACACCAAUCACACCUUUUUUAAAGGGCUUUUAGAGGAUUUUAAAACGACCGUUAAUGGGAUCGCUCCCGGUACCAAAUGGUGCGGCGCUGGCAAUAUCGCUAAAGAUAACGAAGACUUUGGAAUAGAUGUCGAGAGUGACAAGUGUUGUAAAAACCACGAUCUAUGUCCUAUGAAUAUUGCCGCCGGUGAACAGAAAUACGGAUUAAAAAACACCGGAUUAUUCACUCGAUCGGAGUGUUCUUGCGACAAAGAAUUUUACAACUGCUUGAAGAAGGUGGAUUCGGUAACUACCCGCGCUAUUGGAGUUACCUACUUUAACACCCUUGGACCGCAAUGUUUUGAACUGGUCGAUUGCAGUGACCCAAAGAUAAGAUGCAGAGGUUGGAAAAUGAGAGGAACCCAGUAUCAGUGGUCAGACAAUACGAUAUUUUGAAAAACAUUGUUUUGUUAAACCCUAUUUUGCAUCAUUUGUAUUUUUAGAUUAACCAAAUAUAAUGCAGAUUAUAACAAUAAACUGUUAAUGAAUAUUUAAA